CACGGGACUUGUUCAGUUGAACAGAAACCAUGGCGGAGAACGGUAAGUCAUCGGGCGGGCCUGAGCCUUCCGCCGGCGAAAACUCCGCCUCCAGCGGCGUCAAUACCUUUGCAAACGACGGCAGCUUCUUGGCGAUGUUCCAGAAGAAGAUGGAAGAGCAGAAGAAGCGGAAGGAGGAAGCGGAGAGACGACAAGACGGCGGGGAAGACGACACAAGCGCUGCUGCUACCAACCCAACAUGCUCAGGAACAAGCUUGGCUACCCCAACACCGGACAGCAAGCUACCGGCUACAAAGAAAGGCUUUCUACUCCCAAUCAGAGCGUCACAGACAUCCGGAGCUGUGGACGCCGGCAGCCAUCGGCCGUGGUCGCAGGUGGGGAAACGGAAAGGACCCAUCCUCAAAACGGGCGUGGUCAAGAAGAAGAAGCCAUCAGGAGAGAAGGAGGAUCCAAAAAAGAAGGACCCUUGGGAACAGUACAUGGCUGAAGUACAGAAGUACAAGGCUCAUCAGUGCUGUGAUGAUGACAAAACACGACCACUGGUCAAGUAGCAACAACCCUGUGCAUCAACUAACCCUGUGCAUCAAAUACCUGUAGAUAGAGUGUACAUACAGAAUACAACACGGCGUAUUCCGUAUCACCAGAGGUAUUGGCCCUACUGCGAUCCGGCUUGUGGGAGGGCCGGGACCGAGGGUGAUGCGGAAUACACCGUGUUGUAUUUUAUUUAUGUCAUACCCACCCAAGAAAAACCUGCCUUUCAAUACGAAAUGAUCCAAAAUUUGGUGUCUCUAAACCAGAAAAAAAUGCAACAACAUCAAUUCUAACAUCUGAAACCUGUAUUUGAUUUUUCGAAAGCGGCACACGCGGUUAGGGCGAAAUGUAUUUGGAUCUUUUCUGUGGAAGCCGGGUUUGUUCCGUAAAGUACAGCCCGGUCCAGAACACCGUUAUCGAACUUCGAACAUUAUCCUGGUCCGGGUAUGAUAUAAAUGUACCUACAUAUAUAUGGAGGAUGGACAGAAAAUCUUCCACAGUCCAGGUCCCCUCACUUUGGAACACUUCAUAGUGUUGAUGACUCUUGAAAUAGAUAUUCUAUUGUCAAUGAAUACAUGUAUGUCGUCUGUGUGACAUAUAGAACUGUUGAAGUGUUCCCCAUGAAGAAUCUUGAACCACAAAGUUGCUCUGUUGAUUCUUUCAUCUCUGUAACAUUUUAUAUAUAAUUGUGGAGGGGUUCUAUGAAGAAAGCCAUUUUGUAUCAACAGUUACUGGAUGUUCAGGUUAUGGAUUCAUGGGGUCAUAUACACAUUUCAUUUAUAUUUUACUAUUCCUUUAAAAAGAAAUAUGGUAUGAAAUGGGCUGCUUGGGGCAACAUAUUAUUUGCCUAUUUCAUGUUCUUGUAAUGUUACCCCACCCAUUUUAAAUGAUGUACACAGCUUUUCUGUUUUGUUUGAACAUUUUCACUGCCUCUCAUUCUUUCAUGAAAAAAGAUCUGUGACUCCCCUACUUUUUUCAAUGGUAAUGCCAAUGGCUCUGUUGAUCUGUAUAUAAAGUAUUAUUAUGUAAGUUGAUAAUUAUGUAAGAUGAAGACAACUGAUUUUCGCCAAUGCCUGUUAGCUCGUGUACAUGUGUAUAUUACACUUUUAAGUUUUAUGCUGUGGUCUGUUUAGCUCUGAAUGUGCUCAACACAGUAUUCAACAUGAAACAGUUAUUUAAAACCUUUCUCCAUCUGUACUUAAAGCUGUACAUAGCGUUUUGCAUUGUAAAUUCAUUCCGUUCUGUGAUUGUGGUGUAGAGGUAGAAAACAGAUAACAUGUCCU
Molecule: messenger RNA, 1814 nt
Organism: Branchiostoma belcheri (Belcher's lancelet)
Lineage: Eukaryota; Metazoa; Chordata; Leptocardii; Amphioxiformes; Branchiostomatidae
Exons: 4
Coding region: 30-551 (173 amino acids)
Molecular function (GO): 3'-5' exonuclease activity; 5'-3' exonuclease activity
Source: RefSeq, a predicted model, not a curated record